GGCAAUAACGUUUCCUCACAACUACCCUUUGUUUUCCUUUCCGUAUUUAUUUACUUUAUUUUAUCCAGAAGACCCACGUAGUUCCGCCUGUCAGUUUGUUCCGAACUGCCCUGUGAGGUGUGGUUUCAGUUUUUCCACCAGAUAAUAAUAAAAACAGCGAAAUAUAACAACACAAAAAGUCUUUAUCAAAUUUCCUCAUCGCAGAAAAUUGAUUUGCGAAGACCCUCCGUUUUCAUGAUCUGAUCGAAUCGGUUUCCUAUGGAACGGAUCGUCGGUGGUAAAUACAAGCUCGGCCGCAAGAUCGGCAGUGGAUCGUUCGGCGAAAUUUAUCUCGCUACGCAUAUCGAUACCUACGAGAUCGUAGCUGUUAAGAUCGAAAACAAUAAAACAAAGCAUCCGCAACUGCUGUAUGAGGCCAAAAUAUACCAUUUUCUUCAAGGGGGAAGUGGGAUUCCAACCAUAAAAUGGUCUGGCGUAGAUGGUGAGGACAAUUUACUUGUCCUUGAUUUGCUGGGACCAAGCCUUGAAGAUUUGUUUGUGUAUUGUGGGAGGAAAUUUUCACUGAAGACAGUCCUUAUGUUGGCUGAUCAAAUGCUGACAAGAAUAGAAUUUGUGCACUCUAAGGGAUUUCUGCAUAGAGAUAUAAAACCUGAUAACUUCCUAAUGGGUCUUGGUCGCAAAGCAAAUCAGGUUUACAUAAUUGAUUUUGGGCUUGCAAAAAGAUAUCGGGACUUAACAACUAAUCGCCACAUUCCUUAUAGGGAAAACAAAAACUUAACAGGGACAGCACGUUAUGCAAGUUGCAAUACCCAUCUUGGAAUUGAGCAAAGUCGGCGAGAUGAUCUGGAGUCACUUGGCUAUGUGCUUCUAUAUUUUCUAAGAGGAAGCCUUCCAUGGCAAGGUUUAAAAGCUGCUACAAAGAAGCAGAAAUAUGAUAAAAUAUGUGAGAAGAAGUUAUCAACCCCUAUUGAGGUACUAUGUAAAUCUCAUCCUGUGGAGUUUGCAUCAUACUUCCAUUACUGCCACUCAUUGACAUUUGAUCAGCGUCCUGAUUAUGGAUUCUUGAAGCGUCUGUUCCGUGAUUUAUUUGCUCGUGAAGGGUAUGAAUUUGAUUACAUAUUUGAUUGGACAAUCAUAAAGUACCAGCAGGCACAGAAAAGUAGAUCUCAACCUCGAUUCUCUCCAGCUCCUGGGGGUAGCACUAGUCAUGCAUUGGCAGGGGAUGCAGACAAUCAUCAAGGAGGCUUCAAUGCUUCUUAUUCAGCUGACAUGACAGAGCGUGUUAGAACUAGCAAUCCUACAGGUCCAGUUGUACGAAUGCAGUUUAAAUCAGUGGCAGGAAAGAAUUUGGUUUCUGAUAAUCCUGCUGACAAAAAUAUUUUCAGUGAUGCUCACAUGCCUUCCACCUCUGCACUUUCCCUUGCUGGGCCAUCAAAAAGAAACACCCAGAAACCCAUGUUGCCUAAUGAAGGCAACAAUCCUGGUCAUGGACAUGGAAACAAAGUUGGGCCUUCUGGUGGUUGGAUGUCAUCCUUGCAGCACAUUUCAUCAGCCAAAUGAUGAUGAUGAUGGAUUAUUUCCCAGAUGUGUUGCUUUAUUUAUGGUGGGAAAAGGGAGAUAAUUCAACAUAUACCUCUAGAUCCUAACCAGGUACAGGAAGCCUAAAUGUGCGGUCCGGGGAACACUGAAGAAAUAGGUUGCAAUAGAAGUAUUGGAAGAGAACUUCAAUUCCCCAGAAAUGUGCAUAGUAAAGUUGAAUGCUACUUUAAUUUCAACUCAAGAUUUUGAAAUCCAUCAGUGUCUUAGAAGGAGCAUGUAGCCCCUGCACUCAGUGGUAUCUCAUAAACUUAUGAAUAGACUGGUUAUGCAGAAAGGACUUUGCUGCCAGCAGUGCUUGGAAUCAUUGGAGCAGAUAAAGAUGAGUAUGUGGAAAGCCUUAUUAUUGAUGGUCAUG
Rubroshorea leprosula is the source of this 1954-nucleotide messenger RNA. The record is from the annotation of a GenBank genome assembly. Lineage: Eukaryota; Viridiplantae; Streptophyta; Magnoliopsida; Malvales; Dipterocarpaceae.